Messenger RNA from Chrysochloris asiatica (Cape golden mole), 1641 nucleotides. Its product is annotated as putative T-complex protein 1 subunit theta-like 2-like. Gene Ontology annotation, biological process: protein folding. The record is from RefSeq and is a predicted model, not a curated record. NCBI's taxonomy places the organism in Eukaryota, Metazoa, Chordata, Mammalia, Afrosoricida, Chrysochloridae. Bases 1 to 1641 code for a protein of 546 amino acids. The transcript has a single exon. Gene Ontology annotation, molecular function: ATP binding; ATP-dependent protein folding chaperone. Gene Ontology annotation, cellular component: chaperonin-containing T-complex.
AUGGAUACCAGAAACCCCUCCGCCCUGGAGCUGCCCAAGCUACUGAGCCAAAGCACAAGGCAGGACACCUGGGCUCCCAGAGUACGAGAGAAGAACGUGCUGAGCAGCACCGCGGCAGCCCAGACCUUAGCCAACGUCAUCCGGCCUUGCUAUGGCCCCCAUGGGCGCCAGAAAUUGCUGGUAACUGCUACAGGAGAGACGGUUUGCACCGGCUACACCGCGGCCAUCCUCAGAGUCUUAGAGCUGGAACAUCCGGCCGCCUGGCUCCUCCGGGAAGCAGCCCAGACCCAAGCUGAGAGCAGAGGCGAUGGCACUGCCUUCGUGGUCCUCCUGGCAGGAGCCCUGCUGGAGCAGGCCGAGCUCUUGCUGAGGGCUGGCCUGCCCCGCGCACAGCUCCAGGAGGCCUAUGUAGCAGCCGCCACGGAGGUCCAGGCUACACUGCCCUCCUUGGUGAUCCGAUCUCUGGGUCCUUUGGAAGACCCCUUUUGGGCCCUCUAUUCUGUGAUGAAUACCCACACUCUGUUCCCUACGGGCUUCUUGACCAGGUUAGUGGCUCAAGCAUGCUGGGCCACCAGGGAGCUAGAUGGACACUUUAACCCAGAGCGCCUCGGCGUGUGCACACUGCGCGGAGCCACACUGGAGGACUCGUGCCUGCUCCCAGGGCUGGCUGUGGCCGGGAAACCCUGCGGACAAAUAACCGUGGUGUUACGAGGCGCCAGGAUCGCUCUGUUUGCCUGCCCCUUUGGCCCAGCCAGUCCAAAUGCUCCAGCAACUGCCCGUCUCUCUAGUCCUGAUGACCUAAUGAAAUUCAGGAAAAUAAGUGAACAAUUGAUAGAAGAGCAGGUGUCCCAUCUGGCAGCUAUGAAUAUUAAUGUAGUGGUGGUGUGGGGGGAAAUCGAUGAGAAGGCCCUAAUACAAGCCGAUAGGUUUGGAAUCAUGGUGAUUCAAGCCAAGUCCAAGAGGGAGGUGGCACACCUGAGUGAGGUGUUGGGCACACCUUUGCUGCCUUAUUUGCUUCCUCCCUUGGUGCCAGGAAAGUGCCAGAGGGUCUAUGGACAGGAGGUGGGAGAAAGUUUGGCUGUGGCAUUUGAAUGGGAUUGUCCAAACACACCUGCUCUCACCUUGAUCCUCAGGGGGCCCACAACUGAGGGGCUAAGGGGUACAGAGCAGGCUGCUUACCAAGGGAUUGAUGCCUACUUCCAGCUGUGCCAGGAUCCCAGACUACUUCCGGGGGCUGGGGCUACAGAGAUGGCUCUGGCUAAAAUCCUCUCAGAAAAAGGAAGCAAACUGGACGGGCCUGGUGGUCCUGCUUUCCUAGCCUUUGCCCAGGCCCUGAUGUCUCUUCCUGAAGCCUUGGCUGAGAAUGCAGGCUUAGCUGUUACCAAUGUGAUGGCAGAAAUGUAUGGAGCUCACCAAGCUGGGAACUUCCUUAUAGGAAUGGGUACAGAAAGGGUAAUAGAUGUGGCCAAGGAGCAGGUAUGGGAUACCUUUAGGGCCAAGUCUCAAGGACUUAAAGUGGUAGCUGAUGUAGUGAGACAGCUUUUGACUGUAGAUGAAGUUGUAGUGGCCAAGAAAAUCCCCACUCCACAGGAGGACUUGAGUUCUAAUUCUAAAAAGGCAAAGAACACCCAUCUCUUGUGA